Dacryopinax primogenitus is the source of this 971-nucleotide messenger RNA. RefSeq lists its product as uncharacterized. The transcript has 7 exons. NCBI's taxonomy places the organism in Eukaryota, Fungi, Basidiomycota, Dacrymycetes, Dacrymycetales, Dacrymycetaceae. The coding region runs from base 137 to 901 and encodes 254 amino acids. The record is from RefSeq and is a predicted model, not a curated record.
GCUCUUCACCCGUAUACCUUCUUCAGUCCUGCGCACUAGUUGUGCGUGGAAAACACACAUUCGUUUACAAAACAUACACUCGUUUACACUUCACACUCUUUUUGUCACAAAGAUUCGUUGAACCAGUCUCAUCACUAUGAUUUCAAUCUGGCAGCUCUCUUCAACGGCUUUGCUACUUGGGCUUGUCUCGGCCGCACAUCUGCAGCAAACUACGCGUGCUGACAAGCGACACCGAGGCUUUGGCACAAGAAAUGCCAACUUGACUCAAAGAGGACAGACCUUUUCUGGACGUGCAACCUGGUUCAACGUUGGUUUGGGUGCAUGCGGAGAGACUAACGUUCCAAGUGAUAUGAUGGUGGCACUGAAUUAUCUGCAAUUUGGCGAUGGGUAUCCUGCCCCACAGUGUUUCCAGUCUAUCACUAUCGAGUAUAAUGGCCAGCAACAGGUAGCUACCAUCCUUGACGAGUGUCCGCAAGGCUCUUGUGAUGCGGUUGGUCAACUGGACCUCUCGACAGGUCUCUUCUCUCUGUUUGAGGACACCAGCCUUGGCCAGUUUGAUAUGACGUGGUGGUUCAAUGAUGAUCCCCCUUCGGGCGAUAAUGGUGGCAGCAUAACCACAUCUUCGACAGAUCCGGCACCUUGGACCAGCACAACAACGACCACCACUUCGUCGACAUCUACCAGCACCACAACGACGUCUACUACAGCUUCCAGCUUAUCGACGUCGUCUACGACAUCCACAACAGCAUCCAGCAGUGGAUCAUUGGGUGGCACGAGUGGCACUGGAACAUCGACAGAUUCACCUACCGCGUCAGGCAGUCCAGUGACAGGGAACAUGGCCGCCGCUGGGAAUUUGGUUGUAGCUUUCGGUGAAAUUGUGAUGGCGGGAAGCAAGGACUGAGCGUUGGUAAUGAGGGAUGGUACCCAAACACUGCAGAUACCAAGCUAUGUAGUUGGAUAUUAAUUAAAAA